Messenger RNA from Stomoxys calcitrans (stable fly), 539 nucleotides. RefSeq lists its product as uncharacterized. The transcript has 2 exons. Bases 8 to 460 code for a protein of 150 amino acids. The record is from RefSeq and is a predicted model, not a curated record. Gene Ontology annotation, molecular function: odorant binding. NCBI's taxonomy places the organism in Eukaryota, Metazoa, Arthropoda, Insecta, Diptera, Muscidae.
CAGUCGGAUGUCAUUCACACCUCAAAUUGGAAAUAUGGGUAAAAUAAUUAUAAUAGUUGUUCUAUACAUCGCUGGGGUAUUGGCUGAUAAACCCGAUUGGUAUCCUGAAAAUCCCACCGAUAUUGAGAAAGAAUGUCUACAGCGUUAUCCCAUUAGUAAAGAAGACAAGACGGACAUUAAAAGCCUAAAACUUAACGAUGUUCCCAAUAUGAGCUCUCUACUGCUCUGUGUGGCCCAUGGCCAAAGUGUUUAUGACAUUGAAGAUGAACUCAAACCGGAACGUAUUGUCUAUGGCCUUUAUAGGAGUCUGCAUUUGAAUUGUGAUGUCGGUAUGGUCAACGAAUGCCUAGAUCACCAUCAAGAUCAUCGUGAAAAUGGUAAACAUGAAGAUUUUCUUUAUGCGUUUGUUCACUGCGUUUUCGAAAGAGCUGCCGAUGAAUGUGUCUUCGAUGAACAGUAGUAGAGAAAAAAACUAAGCUUUCAGAGAAAUUGGGGUCUUUAGGAAGGCCUUAUAGAAAUUUUGAAUCAGGGAUUAUUAA